This is a messenger RNA of Sungouiella intermedia, 2397 nucleotides long. Lineage: Eukaryota; Fungi; Ascomycota; Pichiomycetes; Serinales; Metschnikowiaceae. The record is from the annotation of a GenBank genome assembly.
AUGGAAAACAAGUCGCCCGGUCUUAAUGACCGAUUUGCAAGCAUAGAGAUCGACAAAACAACCUUUGAUCGCCAAAAUCAGCCAAAGUCUCCCAGAAAAGCUUACCCUCAGAGCCUCUACCCUCAGAACUACCCAGGGUCUACACCAUCUCGGGCACCGGUUCUCUCUACAGCCCGCCGUGCAGAGUCCAGAACGCUCCUGACAUCUAAAAUAGCACCACUGAGUUCCACUUCUCUGGCUGUCCAGAAGCGACAGCUACACAGAAGUGGUCUGGGGACACCUAAUGCCGCCGAUUCUCCAUCCAGUCUUAAGCCUGCUAGGCAGAAACAGCCAACUGACUUGUCAAAUUGCUCAUUCAUGCAGCAAACAUCGUCUUCACGAAAGAAGCAGUCGAGUUCAGAAAGAAGUGUUGCCCAAACAAGAGCCGUUUCUCACUCGGAAGUCUACAACAGGCGACCAGCACAAAAGAAGCGCCAGUUGAGUAGAGGCAACCACUUGGCUCAUAUUACAAACAAACCAGAUGUUCCGAUGCUCACAGAUUCUUUUGGAGAUAAACCAACUUUAUUCUGCAAUGCUUCACCGUCUCGUCAUGUGUCUACAGCAUAUACCUCCAAGGCUAAAGAAGACGUAUACACCCGCUUGUACAACACUUCUGUGCAACAAAGGGCCAAAAUGGACAAGACGCGGACACCAUUACGUGAUCGGAAUGUUGGCGGGGCUCUGCAACUAGGCGCACCUCCAGGCAUGCCCUCUGUAUCUAAAUCCACCAUUCCCAAAUCAUCCAGCAUUCCAAAGUCGUGUUCCAUUUCCAAAACGGCGAACCUAUCAAAACCACCGACUAUGCCACGGUCCUCAAGCAUUCCCAAAUCCAUGUCCACCAUUCCAAAAUCUGCAUCUUCUUUGUCAUUAGCAUCUUACACCCAGGAUAAUGGUCCUUCCAAGCUUCUGACCCUAACGGACAUGUACAGAGCGAUUUACAAUAAGGAUCCUGCUCUUUUUGAAGAGACAAACUCUUUAGGUAUAGAUAUGAUUCCUAACCCUUCUCUUAGUUCACAGGAGUUGUUAGAUAAUCUGGGCCAUAACUUCUCCAUAUAUGAACGUGGAGAGGUAAUGAGAAAACAACAUCUAUACUAUGCACCGCAAUCAUUGACGAAAAGUGAAGCUUAUAUCAAUAUCUCCAGCUACAAAAACAACUACGGCUUUGACGACUCCGAUGGAAACUAUAUUAUUCGACCCAAUGAACAGAUUGAAUUUCGGUAUGAAAUCUUGCUGGUUUUGGGUACCGGGUCCUUUGGCAACGUGGUACUUUGCUCCGACCACAAGUACUCAAACAGCACACAAAAGCGGUACGUUGCAAUUAAGAUCAUUAAAAAUGAGCUCGAUUGGUCUCUUCAAGCAGUGAGUGAAAUCAAAAUGCUUAAACUUUUGUCUCAAAAAGGUCUGUUCAAUCAGUAUUUACUAAAUUAUUGUGACCACUUUCAUUUUCGUGGCCACAUGUGCAUUGUGACAGAGGUACUUUCUGUAAAUCUUUACACGUUCUUGGAAAUCAUUGGCUUCCUGGGAGUUUCUUUUAAGCUUCUCAAACGAUUUGCUACCCAAAUUCUAAAGGGCCUAGAUUAUAUUCACACGAAAAAAGUGAUUCACUGUGACAUUAAGCCAGAGAAUAUUAUGAUUCAUUUGCCUUCCAAUUUCAACCUGAACUCGUCUCAAGAUCCUCCUGAUUUUGAAGUUCGGAUCAUUGAUUUUGGCUCCUCCUGUUUGGAGUCAGAAACCUCUUUUUCAUACAUUCAAUCACGAUUUUAUCGUGCACCAGAGGUAAUUCUUGGUGCUAAAUAUAGCAGCAAGAUUGAUAUUUGGUCUUUCGGUUGUGUCAUUGCAGAAAUGUUCUCUGGGGUUCCGCUUUUGCCAGGCAAAACAGAGUUAGAACAGAUUGGCCUAAUUCUCGAACUAUUUGGUUCUCCGCCUAGCUCCUAUAUUGUUUCUGAACGUAAGCGGCUUAUGCUGCAACUAAAAAUGGGUGGAACCAAGAACUUCAAUGAUCCUUUGGUUUCCGAUCCCGUAUUCAAUGGUCGCAAUCGAAUGCCAAUAGACGAGCGAAAGAUCAAGAAAACUCUCCUCUAUUCGCUCUUCAAUCUUGAAGGAAAAAUCAACCUCCAAUUCCUUAAUUUGCUGUUGCAAUCUGCUGGUAGAGCAACAACAGGCACAGCACCUAGUCCAUUUAAGAGGAAUGUAAAGCUCAACUCCAAAUCUCUUGAAGUCGCAUUGAGGCUACAUAGUGUGAGAGAGAAACGACAAGAAAUCGCGCAAUUCUCGAAAUUUUUGACCCGAAUUUUUCAAUGGGAUCCACUUGAUAGACAGAAUCCUAGAGAGCUAUUGGAGAGCUCUUUUUUGGCGUAA